GCAUUGAAUAACAUAAAGGAUAGUCGGCGUGCACAUUUGCCAAAAUCGAGGUGCGAAUCCUAGAAUUUGUCCAGAAAAUACGGUCGUUGUCUUGACCUACUGCAGAUUACUAAUAAUGGCUGUACCUCUGGCUGGCACCAGCAUUGAACAAAUUUCCUCCAGUAUAAACACAGGAAGAAAUGGCAGCAUUCAAAUUAACAAUCAAAGUGCAAUUUAUACCUUAAAACACCCAAGGGUCUUCACCUCCAGUGGAUAUCCUCUCAGUCCUCCACCACCAACAAUUGCAAGAAACAGCAUCGGAGCAUGCACCUUUACCAAAACCUCAAGUUCAUUCCGGGGUUCUGUGGGGGUCCUGACUUACCAAAUCCUCGACAUUGAGGCGCACACUCCUGGAAAACUCGUUAUAAUGUUCUCUGUACCUUUUGACUAUAAUAUGUAUGAAAACUGGUUUGCCCUUGGCAUUUUUGAAGAAAAUAUAACAUGUGAUCAGGAUCUAUUCCGACAAAUGUAUUAUGAGAAGGGCUCAUUUACCCGAAGCAAGGGUACAGGGAAUGAGAUCAGUUAUUCCCAAAAAAACCUGCAAGUGAAAGGAACAAUGUCUCCUGCAGGCAAAUCUAUUAUGAAGGUUGAAUUUGAGGACCAGUAGUCUAGCGACCUUAUACCAAAACCUAAGAGGCAAACAGACAGCCACAUACAAACAGACUGUCAAACUAGUAUGUGGACAAACUUGGCAACUGUUACCAUGAUGUGCAAACAAUUCCUUAUUUAUCCAGUUAAUCAUUAAUUAUGUAAAUUAUUUUUUGUAUGUUAGACAAAUUUACUUUUUAUUUAAUUUUCCAACAAACUCUUAUUCCAGUCACUUAAUAAAUUGCAACCGCUCCUCGGUGGGUCAGAAAUGUGA
Electrophorus electricus (electric eel) is the source of this 901-nucleotide messenger RNA. Its product is annotated as DELTA-sagatoxin-Srs1a-like. The record is from RefSeq and is a predicted model, not a curated record. Gene Ontology annotation, biological process: monoatomic cation transport; pore complex assembly; cytolysis in another organism. Lineage: Eukaryota; Metazoa; Chordata; Actinopteri; Gymnotiformes; Gymnotidae. Gene Ontology annotation, cellular component: pore complex. Gene Ontology annotation, molecular function: channel activity.